Molecule: messenger RNA, 672 nt
Organism: Armigeres subalbatus
Lineage: Eukaryota; Metazoa; Arthropoda; Insecta; Diptera; Culicidae
Gene: Archease
Product: protein archease-like
Exons: 4
Coding region: 154-633 (159 amino acids)
Biological process (GO): tRNA splicing, via endonucleolytic cleavage and ligation
Cellular component (GO): tRNA-splicing ligase complex
Source: RefSeq, a predicted model, not a curated record
UAACAAACCAAUCGGCUGCACUUCUCACACAAGGGUUCUUGUUUACAAACUUCCUCAGUCAAAGCAACGUUAAUAACGUGGUUAAAUUAAAAAUAAAUUCUACAAUAAGCGAUUAGAUAGCUGGUUUUCUUCACUAAAGAAUAACUCAUCCCCAUGGAGACGACACUGGAAACGAAAGAACACAUCAUUCCGGAGGUCAAGUAUGAAUACUUGGAUCACACUGCUGACGUACAGUUGCACGCAUGGGGCGAAUCAUUGAAGGAAGCGUUCGAACAAUGUGGCAUGGCCAUGUUUGGUUACAUGACGGAGCUAUCAUCCGUUGAAAUACAGAAAUGCUACGAAAUCCAAACCGACCCUACGGAUGAUCUGGAAAAUUUACUGUUUCGAUUUUUAGACGAGCUAUUGUUCCUUUUUUCGGCUGAACCUUUUCUGAUUUGCAAAAAAUUGGAAAUUAUGAAGUUUGAGAUGGAGCCGGAAAAUUUCCACAUCGUUUGCCGGUGCUACGGAGAAGAAUUCGAUCUUGGAAAGCAUCCCCAGGGAACCGAGGUUAAAGCAAUUACCUAUUCGGCUAUGCAGAUUAACCAGAAGCCGGAGCAUGAUAAAAACGAGGUGUUUGUAAUAAUUGAUAUUUGAAAUAAGUUCUGAUUAUUUAAUAAACAUCAAAUUUGUUAA